Erinaceus europaeus (western European hedgehog) is the source of this 611-nucleotide messenger RNA. Its product is annotated as protein cordon-bleu-like. Gene Ontology annotation, biological process: actin filament network formation; actin filament polymerization. The coding region runs from base 219 to 611 and encodes 130 amino acids. Gene Ontology annotation, molecular function: actin monomer binding. Gene Ontology annotation, cellular component: plasma membrane; perinuclear region of cytoplasm; axonal growth cone. The record is from RefSeq and is a predicted model, not a curated record. Lineage: Eukaryota; Metazoa; Chordata; Mammalia; Eulipotyphla; Erinaceidae. The transcript has 3 exons.
CCGGGGGAGGGCUGGGCGGGGCGGGGCGGCGCUGGGGGGGCGGAGGGGGAGCAGCCAGGCGGGGCGGGGGUGCGGCGCACCUUGCUCGGCCCCCGCCCGCGCCGCCCUCCGGCUCUGGCCCGCCCGGCCCAGCAGCCGGCAGAGCGUGGGAGGACGAUGGGUCAGCGCAGGGGACCCGGGUGAGGGCGGCGGCCGCGCUCACUCGGCAGUGCGGCUCCAUGGACUCCCCGGGCGCCUUGUCGGCCAAGCCUCCCAGCGGGAGGAAGAUGAAGGCUCGUGCCCCACCUCCUCCCAGGAAGCCUGCCCACUCAAAUGUGCACAGCCAGCUGAAGCCUCAAGAUGGGUCCCUGGGCUCCCAGCAGAGCCUGCUCUCCAUGAAGGAGCAGCUGCGGAACAACAUGCUGGACAUCACAGUGGUGCUGCCUGGCGGGCUGGAGAAGAGAAGCGUGGUCAGUGGCAGGUCCAAACUGCUUUGCAGAAACGGCAGUCAUCCCCGCCGCAGGGAAGUGAAGACAGACGAGUGCACCAUCUGUCACUGCACCUACGAGGAGGGCACAUGGCGGAUUGAGCGGCAGGCCAUGUGCACCAGACAUGAGUGCAGGCAGAUGUAA